Beauveria bassiana ARSEF 2860 is the source of this 972-nucleotide messenger RNA. RefSeq names its product basic proline-rich protein. The coding region runs from base 1 to 972 and encodes 323 amino acids. The record is from RefSeq and is a predicted model, not a curated record. Lineage: Eukaryota; Fungi; Ascomycota; Sordariomycetes; Hypocreales; Cordycipitaceae. The transcript has a single exon.
AUGGAACCCGUUCCCGAGACGGAGCGUAUGGAGGAGUUCCGUCCUUCGCCGCUGCCGACUCUACACCUCGGGGGCUCCCUCCACGACUCCUCUUCCGACCUCAACAUCAUGAAGAAGCCAGCUACCACUCGGCGCAGCACCGAUCCUAUACCUUCUAGCUACUCCUCGUCUAAUCCCUGGACGCCCUCGGCUAACUCCAUACCUUUUCGCCCACGCACCGCCUCUCCGCUCUCCAAUUCACAUACUCGCUCUUUUUCUGCCACGAGCAUAACCUCGGCUCCCUCCAUGUCCAGGGCACGUUCUCUACCCGGAGUCAAUGGUUCUGGUCACAUCCUCCUCUCGCCCCAGCUGCGUCCCACCAGCCCAGCUGAACCUAGCCGUCGGCGGACCCCCCGCAAACCCUCAGACGAGGCUUUCCCGCCCAUGUCUCCCGUGCGAACGACAGUCUUGGAACCAGACCGACCAUCGUCGGAACGAAGUAACUCGCCCAGUUUGAGAUCUUCUUCCACCUCCUCUACACGCUACCGCCGAACUUCUUCGCCCUUCCGAAACUUGUCACUCCCUAGUACAGGCUCCUACACGGCUCUUCCCACCACUCCUUCUUCCACCGCUUCCUCACCUUUGUACAGAGGCUACGACAGCUAUGGCGGGAAUCUGUCAUCUAUGCCAUCUACACCGACUUCUGCUAGAUCACGAAGCCCAAGCAUUUCAAGCUUGGAAACCAUUCCCGAUUCUCCAGACGCUGAAGAGGCAGCCCUCGAGGCCGAGCGCCAAGCGCAGUUGCAGGCAGCUGCCAACGAGGCUGCAGAAGGCAGCGACUCGUCAUCCGACUCCAAAGGACGAAGCAGCCUCGACUCGCCGACACGUGGUCGGACUCUGGCCUUUGGACCUCGCGACAAGCGCAAGCGAUGGAGCGUGUGCGGUGCCGAACGACGAAGUGACCUGGACCUCGAAACUAUUUGGGAAGAUUGA